This is a messenger RNA of Capsicum annuum, 1378 nucleotides long. RefSeq names its product zinc finger protein SHOOT GRAVITROPISM 5. Lineage: Eukaryota; Viridiplantae; Streptophyta; Magnoliopsida; Solanales; Solanaceae. The record is from RefSeq and is a predicted model, not a curated record. The transcript is spliced from 4 exons. Gene Ontology annotation, cellular component: nucleus. Bases 89 to 1234 code for a protein of 381 amino acids. Gene Ontology annotation, molecular function: DNA-binding transcription factor activity.
UCUAGAUAUACAAAAAGCUAAUAAGAAAAGAACAACAUUUCAUCAUUUUGAAUUUUAUCUCUCUAUCUCUAUCUUUCUAUCUCUCUCCAUGUUAGCUAGCCACUCUUUCUUGUUUGGUUCUCCUUCUAAUUAUUCUGAUCAAUUUUCUUCACCAGAAAAUGGUUUUAUUAUCAAAAGAAAAAGAAGACCGGCUGGUACUCCAGAUCCUGAUGCACAAGUUGUAUAUCUUACAGCUGAGAUGUUAAUGGAAUCUGAUCGUUACGUUUGUGAAAUUUGCAAUCUUAGCUUUCAAAGAGAACAAAAUCUUCAGAUGCACCGGCGCCGCCAUAAGGUUCCAUGGAAGUUGAAGAAGAAGCGUGAUCAGGAAGAAGAGAAAAAUGAGAUGGAUCAAGUGAUUAAGAAGAGAGUAUAUGUGUGUCCAGAGCCAAGUUGUGUGCACCAUGAUCCUUGCCAUGCACUAGGUGAUCUUGUGGGAAUCAAAAAACAUUUUAGAAGAAAACAUAGCAAUUACAAACAAUGGAUUUGUCAAAAAUGCAACAAAGGUUAUGCUGUUCAAUCAGAUUACAAAGCUCACAUCAAAACUUGUGGGACUAGAGGACAUUCUUGUGAUUGUGGAAGAGUUUUCUCUAGAGUUGAAACAUUUAUUGAACAUCAAGAUUCAUGCAAACCACAAAGUAGUACUACUACUACAACCACUAAAGAAUGUCAUGAUGUACAAACAACAAAUCCAAUUUUCUUGCCUACAACAACUACUACUACUCAUCAUCCACAUGACCAAUAUUCAAGAAUAUUGCCUAAUCUUGAUCUUGAACUUUUCACUUCUCCAAAUUACAACAACCAAAACACAAACUAUUAUUCUCCCUUUGAACAACAAAAUGAACAUACCCCACAAUCAAAUAUGUCAUCAUUUGUUGGUCAAAGUCAUGACAAUUACAUAGUCCAAAACAAUGAAGCCAAAAACAUCAUUGAAGAAGCAACAACACAAGUGUCAAGAUUGAAAAGUGAAGCAAAUGAAAUACUCAAAAUAGUAAUGGAAGAAAAAGCAAUGGCUGAAGAAAAAAGACAAGAAGCAAAAUGUUUGAUUGAAUUAGCCAAUCUUGAAAUGGCAAAGGCAAGAGAAAUUACACAAAGUAUUAUUGGCUCAUCAUCAUCAUCACAUGUCAUGAAGAUAAUAAAAUGUAGCUCUUGUACUAAUUUAAGUAAUUAUUUGUCAUCUUCAAUUUAUAGAAGAUGAAAAAAAAAUAGUUUUAGUAGUAGUUGAAUUAAUUAAUUACUUUUGGUUGCCAUGAUGAAAUACUAUUGAACAAUGUAAACUACUAUCUGUUGUUGUAAGACUAUAUAUAAAGUUGGUUUUAUUAUUAUUGUAGAAUUUUUUUUA